Molecule: messenger RNA, 3323 nt
Organism: Sapajus apella (tufted capuchin)
Lineage: Eukaryota; Metazoa; Chordata; Mammalia; Primates; Cebidae
Gene: DARS2
Product: aspartyl-tRNA synthetase 2, mitochondrial
Exons: 17
Coding region: 562-2499 (645 amino acids)
Biological process (GO): aspartyl-tRNA aminoacylation
Cellular component (GO): mitochondrion; cytoplasm
Molecular function (GO): nucleic acid binding; aspartate-tRNA ligase activity; ATP binding
Source: RefSeq, a predicted model, not a curated record
GAAGGGCGCUUGGACCUCAGCGGUGAUCUGUGUAUGAGUUCCGGCCCUAGGAGCAUUUAGCAUUUUGGCUUUGUUCGCCUUCCUCUUUCAGAAGGCUCAAGAUCGGACAGUAGGUCUGCGAAAUUUGAAACGCGCGACUAUUCUUCCUUGUUUCCCGGUUCUGGCCGCGGGAGCCUGUCGGGAAGCGUAGAAAGAAAGGAAGGGCGUGGGCCUCGUGACAGCCUCUGGGUUGUCUUGGGCUCGCGCCUGGCCCUGCUACGUGGAGUCGCUGUCUUGUCACUUUUGGCUGUCGACUUGUUGAAUAGAAGUGGAAACUGAUGCUUUAAGACUCGGGGGAAGGUCUUUCCCUUAUCUUCACCCCAUCAAGGGCCCCAAAUAACUUGCAGAUUUGUCUUGCUUCUAGAGACGUGUACUCGAAUGUUGUGCGGAGGAGGACUUAAAUAUUCGAGAAGAGAGUGGGAACUCCUGGAAUUUUAAGGGAUUUCUGUAUCUCCAAAACCGACUUUUAACUACCGACAGCGUGGGAUUCGUGACUGUUUUUCGCCAUCCUGUGGCUCCAACAUGUACUUGCCUUCUUGGUUAAGUCAGCUGUACAGGGGUUUAUCCAGACCUAUUAGAAGGACCACCCAACCCAUCUGGGGUUCUCUCUCCAGAAGUCUGGUGCUGAGUUCACAGAGGAGAAAUCCAGAAUUCAGUAGCUUUGUUGUCCGGACCAACACAUGUGGAGAGCUGCGUUCAUCUCACUUAGGCCAAGAAGUCACCUUGUGUGGAUGGAUUCAGUACCGAAGGCAAAACACAUUCUUGGUCCUAAGAGAUUUCCAUGGGCUUGUUCAAGUUAUCAUUCCCCAGGAUGAGUCGGCAGCCUCUGUGAGGAAGAUUUUAUGUGAAGCCCCUAUGGAAUCUGUGGUGCAAGUGUCUGGUACAGUCAUUUCCCGUCCUGCAGGACAAGAGAAUCCAAAAAUGCCAACAGGUGAGAUUGAAAUCAAAGUCAAAACAGCUGAGCUUCUGAAUGCCUGCAAGAAGCUGCCCUUUGAAAUUAAGGACUUCAUGAAGAAAACAGAGGCUCUUCGGUUGCAGUAUCGCUACUUAGACUUGCGUAGUUUCCAAAUGCAGUAUAACCUGCGACUGAGGUCCCAGAUGGUCAUGAAAAUGCGGGACUAUCUCUGUAAUCUGCAUGGGUUUGUGGAUAUAGAAACUCCAACAUUGUUUAAGAGGACCCCAGGGGGUGCCAAAGAGUUUUUAGUACCAUCCAGGGAACCUGGAAAGUUUUACUCUCUCCCUCAGAGUCCUCAACAGUUCAAGCAACUUCUGAUGGUUGGCGGUUUAGACAGAUAUUUUCAGGUUGCCCGAUGUUAUCGAGAUGAAGGUUCAAGACCAGACAGACAGCCUGAGUUUACUCAGAUUGACAUAGAGAUGUCUUUUGUAGACCAGACUGGGAUCCAGAGUUUAAUUGAGGGUUUGCUUCAGUAUUCUUGGCCCAACGACAAAGACCCUGUGGUUGUUCCUUUUCCUUCUAUGACUUUUGCUGAGGCGCUGGCCACCUAUGGAACUGAUAAACCUGAUACUCGCUUUGGAAUGAAGAUUAUAGAUAUCAGUGAUGUGUUUAGAAACACAGAGAUCAGAUUUCUUCAAGAUGCACUUAGUAAGCCCCAUGGAACUGUCAAAGCCAUAUGUAUCCCUGAAGGAGCAAAAUACUUAAAAAGGAAAGACAUUGAAUCCAUUAGAAAAUUUUCAGCUGACCAUUUUGAUCAGGAAAUCUUACCUGUAUUCCUUAACACCAACAGAAACUGGAAUUCUCCAGUUGCUAACUUCAUAAUGGAGUCGAAAAGACCAGAAUUAAUCAGACUAAUGGAGACCCAAGAGGAAGAUGUGGUCCUACUAACAGCUGGAGAGCACAAUAAAGCAUGCUCUUUGUUGGGAAAAUUACGACUGGAAUGUGCUGACCUUCUAGAAACAAGAGGAGUGGUGCUCCGUGACCCCACUCUGUUCUCUUUCCUUUGGGUAGUGGAUUUCCCACUCUUCCUCCCCAAGGAGGAAAAUCCCAGGGAGCUGGAAUCGGCCCACCACCCAUUUACCGCUCCCCACCCCAGUGACAUACACCUCCUUUACACUGAGCCCAAAAAGGUCCGUAGCCAACACUAUGACUUGGUUUUAAACGGCAAUGAGAUAGGAGGUGGUUCGAUUCGAAUUCACAAUGCAGAGCUACAGCGAUAUAUCUUGGCAACCUUACUAAAGGAAGAUGUGAAAUUGCUCUCCCAUAUACUCCAGGCUUUAGAUUAUGGGGCACCCCCUCAUGGAGGAAUUGCCUUAGGGUUAGACAGACUAAUAUGCCUCGUCACUGGAUCUCCAAGCAUCCGAGAUGUCAUAGCCUUCCCAAAGUCCUUCCGGGGACAUGACCUCAUGAGCAAUACCCCAGAUUCUAUUCCUCCUGAGGAACUGAAGCCUUAUCAUAUCCAAGUCUCCUGGCCAACAGACUCCAAAGCAGCAAAAGCUCAUUGAAUCAUGCAUACCAUACAGAAAGUUGAGCUUUUGGGUUUUGUCCUGUUGGUUCCCCCAAAAUCAGAUCUAGAGUUCUGCCACAGGUCUGACAAUCAAGUCUUUACAUGGAAGGAAUCCAGGCAGCAUUCUUCAUCACAAUGAAGCAGAAGAUACCCAAUUUUGACUUGAUCACAUGCAUCAUUCAGGUUUUUUUUUUUUUUUUUUUUGGUUUUUUUUUUGAAGUUCCUUUUUACUUAGAGAGGUGUGAAAGAUGGUUCUUUGUUGAAAUAAUAUAGUGGGGUGUACUGUUUUCAAAUCAUGUUUUUCAUACCCCAAUAUUAGAUUAUUCACUUAGGACACAGGUAAUCAAAUCAUGUGUGAAAUGUGGGAAAAUGGUUACCCCUGUAAAACUAGUGAGUUGAUAGAGUUUAUUUCAUCAGCCUCAUCAGGAGAAUCAUAUAAAUCAAGCUUUAUAAUGACAUUUCAACCAUCAACAUAAUAUAGUGAGGAGUACCAUAAUACAAUGCAGAAAACAUCACUGAAAUGAGAGUCACAAUUUUUUUUUUCAGUGUUUCAGCCUGAGGGAGUUACAUAAACCUCUCUUAGCCUCCCUUCCUGCUAAUGUUGUGUAAAAUACAUACUUGCCCUGGCUACCUCACAGGGCUCUUGUUGCUAGAAUCAGAGGAGAUAACAUCUAUGAGAUAAAGUGAAUAAAAGUACUUUGAAAAACUAUAAAGCUUUUCACAAAUGUGAGAUAUUAUCCAUCCAUACAUAGGUAGGUAGAUGUAUCUCUAUAGCUUCAGAUCAAACAAAACUGAUAUCAACAGUAAAAGUCAUUUUAUUUA